GCGCGGCGGGCGGCGGGCGGCGGGCGCGGGGCUCCGGGCGGCGGGCGUGCUGGUGGGCGCAGGCUCCCCGGGGCCCGCCCCUCCCGGAGCGGGGGCACGGCCGGGCGGCCGGGGAGGGGCCGGCCCCGCCGCGGCAAGAUGAGCCUGCUGUCGGCCAUCGACACGAGCGCCGCGUCCGUGUACCAGCCGGCCCAGCUGCUCAACUGGGUCUACCUGUCGCUGCAGGACACGCACCAGCCCAGCGCCUUCGACGCCUUUCGGCCCGACGGCGCCGCGCCCCCGGAGCUGGCCUUCGGCAAGGGCCGCCCGGAGCAGCUGGGCUCGCCGCUGCAUUCCAGCUAUCUCAACAGCUUCUUCCAGCUGCAGCGCGGAGAGGCGCUGGGCAGCAGCGUGUACAAGAGCACCUCGCCCUACGGCUCCCUCCACAACAUCGCCGACGGCCUCAGCUCCCUCACUGAGCACUUCUCGGACCUGACGCUCACCGCCGAGAGCCGCAAGCCCAGCAAGAGGCCCCCGCCCAACUACCUGUGCCACCUGUGCUUCAGCAAGGGCCACUACAUCAAGGACUGCCCGCAGGCGCGGCCCAAGGGCGAGGGGCUGACCCCCUACCAGGGCAAGAAGCGCUGCUUUGGCGAGUACAAGUGCCCCAAGUGCAAGAGGAAGUGGAUGAGUGGCAACUCCUGGGCCAACAUGGGGCAGGAGUGUAUCAAGUGCCACAUCAACGUGUACCCCCACAAGCAGAGACCCCUGGAGAAGCCCGAUGGCCUGGACGUCUCGGACCAGAGCAAGGAGCACCCACAGCAUCUCUGUGAGAAGUGCAAAGUCCUGGGCUACUACUGCCGCCGCGUCCAGUGACCGCCGCCGCCCUCCACAGGGGCACAGGCACACUGCCCGUGCCGUCGGGGGACACUUCAUUUCUGGGUCAUGUGGGCUGACAAGCAGUGUUAUGGACACAAAUGCCCCCAUAAGCCAGACCCCAGCCACACUUCCCUGGUGGACCUGGGCCGGGCUCGGGGUGGGGUGAGCAAGCUUCAGUGCUCAGGGCCCCGCAGAGCCCUUGUCGGGGGCUGCAGGCCCCCUGCAGUGUCCCCUCCCUGGGACCCUCUUGGGGUCAGCAGCGUUGUAUUGGCUACAAAGUGCACUAAAUUUACUGUGAAUCCCAAAGCCUGUCCCCAAGGGACUGUCCCCUGAGACUA
Molecule: messenger RNA, 1196 nt
Organism: Sorex fumeus (smoky shrew)
Lineage: Eukaryota; Metazoa; Chordata; Mammalia; Eulipotyphla; Soricidae
Gene: ZCCHC24
Product: zinc finger CCHC-type containing 24
Exons: 4
Coding region: 139-855 (238 amino acids)
Molecular function (GO): nucleic acid binding; zinc ion binding
Source: RefSeq, a predicted model, not a curated record